Messenger RNA from Aspergillus tanneri, 1359 nucleotides. RefSeq names its product putative lipoate--protein ligase (gene AIM22). The record is from RefSeq and is a predicted model, not a curated record. Gene Ontology annotation, molecular function: lipoyltransferase activity. Bases 1 to 1359 code for a protein of 452 amino acids. Lineage: Eukaryota; Fungi; Ascomycota; Eurotiomycetes; Eurotiales; Aspergillaceae. Gene Ontology annotation, biological process: protein lipoylation. The transcript is spliced from 3 exons. Gene Ontology annotation, cellular component: cytoplasm; mitochondrion.
AUGCUCCCCUUUCUCCCCCACGGCUCCUACCUGCGAUCAUCCUCUCGCUUCCUCAACUGGUAUGGUUGUCCGCCCGUCUUCACUCGCGUCUUCCUCCGACGGAACUCCUCUCUUCCCUCCGACCAAUUCGCCCAACUAGCCAGCCGUCCAUCCGCUCAGCACCAGAUCUACCAAUCCUUCUCGACUGACCCGUACGUGAAUCUGUCGAUUGAGCAUUUUUUGCUAGAACAUUCACCACCGGACUCGAGCAUCCUCUUUCUCUAUGUCAACCGACCGUGCGUCGUGAUCGGCCGGAACCAAAAUCCAUGGCUUGAAACCAACCUUCAGGCAUUUCACAAUGACCAGGUGAAGCGCCAAGCAGAGAACCCCAGUGAUGAUGAUGGCGGUGGUGUGGAGUAUGUCCGGCGAAGAUCGGGAGGAGGCGCGGUUUAUCACGAUGAAGGCAAUCUGAACUACUGCGUCAUUUCACCCCGGACGACGUUUACGCGAAACAAGCAUGCGGAGAUGGUGGUGCGGGCACUACAUCGCGUUGGUGCCACCAAUACCUGCGUCAACGACCGCCACGAUAUUGUUAUGUCAGUAGGGGAGGCCCAACCGCGAAAGAUCUCGGGAUCAGCGUUUAAACUGACAAGACACCGCGCCCUUCACCACGGAACCUGCCUGCUAGAUAGCCCGAACGUCGAUAAAUUGGGGUUCUUCCUCCGGUCACCUGCACGGGACUAUAUCAAAGCCAAGGGAGUCGAAAGUGUGCGGUCGCCUGUAGCCAAUGUCUUCUCGACGUUAACCGACGCCUUGACGCCAUUCUCGAUCCAGGGCGUGAUUACUAGCAUCAUGGAAGAGUUUGCCCAACUAUACCAGGUCGAUCCGGAUGCCUUGCUUCGUGCGCAGCGGGCCCACGCGCAUGACCCGGAAUUGUAUGCAGGAGAGAGCUGGGUCGCAGGAGCUGUGGGAGAGCUCCAGGGCUAUGGAGAACCGGAAAUUAAGACCGGGAUAGCUGAGCUUAGGUCUUCGGAAUGGAAGUACACUCAAACGCCGCAGUUCACCUUUUCAACGUAUUCUAUCGAUGAUGAUCCUCGGGAGAGACCAUCCCUGCCGCCCUCUUUGCCGGAUUCGACCCGUGUAUUCCUUCGCCUGAAACAUGGCACUAUUAUCAAAAGCUCCAUUUCGACCUCGUCAGACGCAUCGGUAGCUGACCAACAGGCGAGUCGCGUACAUGAGGCUUUGAAUCACCGAGCCCUCCAUGAGAUCGACCAAUUGCAGUGGGAUGCGAUUCUGCAGGAACGCUUGGGUCCAGAAGUGAAGUCAAGCAGUAUACAAGAACUGUCGAAAUUUAUUGGGAGUAAACUAGGCUGUUCUUAA